CCGCCCAUCCACGUACAACGGAUACAAUUAGCUAUGUGUAGUGGAUCAGCGCGAUGAAUACAUUAAGUCCCUUAACAAGGAAUGGAAAGGCAUGACACAACAACGAAGAUGGCGUGUUGUGGGAACUGUUUCGGCUGCCGACGUUGUAGCGAAGAGGAGACACGCACGCCAGAGGAAUUGACAAUUCUUGGGGAAAUCCGAGAUGAAGAAGAAGAGAUUCUGCCAAGGAAGGACUAUGAGAGCCUGGAUUAUGACCGAUGUAUCAGUGAGCCCUAUAUGGAGCUCUUGGAGGGGAUGGACAACAAGAAAGUCAAAAAGUAUGAAGCGCUACGAUGGAUGAUGGUAUUUGCUAUUGGAGCAUCAGUUGGAUUGGUGGGCCUCUUUGUGGAUUUCUUUGUCCGCUUCUUCACCAAGCUCAAGUUUUCUUUGGUUGGUUACUCUGUUGAGGAGUGCAGUGAGAAAGGUUGCCUCCCUCUUUCUCUACUGGAGCUUCUGGCUUUCAAUAUGACCUUUGUCUUUAUUUCCAGUAUGCUGGUCCUUAUUGAGCCUGUAGCUGCAGGUUCGGGGAUUCCAGAAAUUAAAAGUUACUUGAAUGGAGUGAAGAUUCCUGGAAUUGUACGUUUGCGAACUUUUUUCUGCAAAGCCGUCGGCGUUUUGUUCAGCGUUGCUGGAGGUCUUUUUGUGGGCAAAGAAGGUCCAAUGAUACACAGUGGCGCCAUUUUGGGAGCUGGCCUUCCUCAGUUUCAGAGCAUCACUUUUAAGAGAAUCAAAUUCAACUUUCCCUUCUUCCGAAGUGACAGGGACAAGCGAGACUUUGUGUCAGCUGGUGCUGCUGCAGGGGUCGCUGCUGCCUUCGGCGCUCCCAUUGGGGGCACCCUCUUCAGCCUGGAGGAGGGUUCCUCUUUCUGGAACCAGGCCCUUACUUGGAAAGUGCUCUUUUGCUCAAUGUCAGCAACAUUUACCCUCAACUUCUUCCGAUCUGGUAUAAACUUCAAUAAGUGGGGCUCCUUCCAGCUUCCUGGUUUGCUCAACUUUGGAGAAUUUAAGUGUCCUGAUGGAGAUAAAAACUGCCACCUGUGGACUGCAGUGGACCUUGCCUUUUUUGUCUUAAUGGGCAUAGUGGGUGGACUGCUGGGGGCGCUCUUCAACUGCAUGAACAAGAACCUGGCCAAGUACCGAAUGAGACACAUCCACCCCAAGGCCAAGUUUAUCAGGGUUAUAGAGAGUCUGCUUGUCGCCAUGGUGACGUCAGCGGUCGUUUUUUCCGCUUCCAUGUUGUUGGGUGAAUGCAGAGACUUGUACUCCCCCACCGGUCAUAACACCACUCUUUCUGCGGGCCAGGAUAUCAACUCGACCAUCCGCCAGUACUUCUGCAGCAAUAAGACCUACAAUGAUAUGGCUACACUAUUCUUCAACCCACAGGAAGCUGCCAUCCAUCAGCUUUUCCACCAGGAUGGUACCUUCAGCCCUGUGACUCUCUCUGUGUUCUUCCUACUGUACUUCCUGGUGGCCUGUUGGACGUACGGUGUGUCAGUUCCCAGCGGGCUCUUCGUCCCUUCACUGCUCUGUGGGGCUGCUUUUGGACGUUUGGUUGCCAACAUCCUUAAAGUGAAACUGGGGAUCGAUAUCUAUGCUGGAACUUUUGCCCUGAUUGGAGCUGCUGCAUUCCUCGGAGGAGUGGUCCGGAUGACCAUCAGCUUGACUGUCAUCCUUAUUGAAUCCACAAAUGAAAUCACAUACGGACUCCCCAUCAUGAUCACCCUCAUGGUUGCAAAGUGGACAGGAGAUCUCUUCAAUAAGGGCAUCUAUGACGUUCACAUUCAGCUGAGAGGAGUGCCGCUUCUAGAAUGGGAGACUGAAGUUGAGAUGGACAAGUUGACAGCCAGCGACAUAAUGGAGCCCAACCUGACCUACGUGUACCCCCACACCCGGGUCCAAUCUCUAGUCAGCAUCCUGCGUACCACCAUUUAUCACGCCUUCCCUGUGGUCACAGAAAAUCGGCAGAACGAGCGGGACUUCAUGAAGGGGAACAUCCUAGUCAGCAACAACAUCCACUUCAAGAAAUCCAGCAUUGUGUCACGUGCGAGUGAGCAACGACGGCGUUGCCAAUCGAUGAAGUCGUAUCCCUCCAGCGAGCUGAGGAACGUUUGUGACGAGCAGCGUGCUGUGGUGGAGCCGGCCGAGGAAGGAGAAGAUCUCUUACAACAGAUGUUGGAGAGAAGACAUAUGCCCUACCCCAACCUGUACCCUGACCAGUCUCCCAGUGAGGAGUGGACAAUGGAGGAGCGUUUCAGACCACUCACCUUCCAUGGCCUCAUUCUGCGCUCUCAGCUGGUCAACCUGCUCACGAGAGGCGUCUGUUACGCUGAAAACCAGUCGAGUGCCACUCAGCCCAGAUUGACGUACGCAGAGAUGACAGAAGAUUACCCACGUUACCCUGAUAUCCACGACUUGGACCUCACCCAGCUCAGCCCCCGCAUGAUUGUGGAUGUCACUCCUUACAUGAACCCGUGUCCCUACACGGUGUCACCCAACACCCGCAUCUCACAAGUGUUUAACCUGUUCAGGACAAUGGGCCUGCGACAUUUACCAGUGGUCAACGCAGUUGGAGAAAUUGUGGGGAUUAUCACAAGACAUAAUUUAACCCACGAAUUCCUUGUCGCCAAACUACGACAGCACUACGUUACGAUUUAAUCCGAGCUGACCAUUCCAUGUUAUGUUCAUUCUUGUAUAUUAUUUUCAUUUUUUUAACCGCAAUUGUGUCUUAUCGUUGACUAAUUAUUUGUACACGAAACCUUUGUAUAACCUGUGCAAUGUUUUUUUUAUUUAAUUAUAUUGCUCUGCAAUAUUAAAUGUGUCAAAAAUGAUGCAUUCAUGAUCCUGACACCUUAUUUUGACAUUUACACACUUGUCCCAUAAUAAGGUGUUUUUAAGUUGAUUACUAUUUAAAGUGCACAGAGCUUUAUUUAUAAUUAGGAUUUUUAUUUUAUUUUUUUAUUUUUAUUAUUUAUUUUUUUAUUUUAGAAUUUUUAUUUGCAAUUGAUUUUUAUUUCUUUUUGCAUCUUUUUUUCUUUCUUUUUUUUCCCUUGGUACUUCACUGAAAAAUGUUACAAGCGCCGAUCUACUGGAUCAACAUUUAAUGUCAAAUUUUGUACCAAUGUUGAAAUUGUUUCCAUAGUUACAAUGGACUAUGAUCACCAGAUUGUUGCGAUGGGAGGGUGUGCACUUCACCUUAACGGUCUGCAGUGACAUACUAAAUGUAACUUGACAUUGCAUUGUCACCGUGUGUCACUGUGUGUCGCUGCAACUCACAUUAAUAUCUCCCUUCUUCUGCUUGUCAUUUGCAUUCACCCAACUGUAAUGAAUGGAUGAAUCACAGCCACGUUUCCCCUCAUGAAUAACGUCAAACGUCUCACUUUGUUUGGACUGGUUGGAAUCAAGCAUCUUAUGAUAUUACCUUUUUAGUCACGGUCUGUCCAUCCAAGCGUCGUUCUGGUUGAUUAUAUUUUUAGCUGGCAGCACAGUGGUGCAUGGGAUUUGCACAUAUGCCUCACAGUCAGUAGGUGUGAAUUUUACUUUGAAUUGGAGACGGUUGAAGUUGAAGACACUUUUUCUCAAACAAUGAACUAUGGAAAAUAUGUUUUUAUUAGUAUUUUUUGUCUCGGACCACAUGCAGUAACAGGGUGUUGU
Molecule: messenger RNA, 3690 nt
Organism: Doryrhamphus excisus (bluestripe pipefish)
Lineage: Eukaryota; Metazoa; Chordata; Actinopteri; Syngnathiformes; Syngnathidae
Gene: clcn6
Product: chloride channel 6
Biological process (GO): transmembrane transport; chloride transport
Cellular component (GO): lysosomal membrane; intracellular membrane-bounded organelle
Molecular function (GO): voltage-gated chloride channel activity
Source: RefSeq, a predicted model, not a curated record